This is a messenger RNA of Symsagittifera roscoffensis, 624 nucleotides long. RefSeq names its product U6 snRNA-associated Sm-like protein LSm7. The coding region runs from base 139 to 468 and encodes 109 amino acids. NCBI's taxonomy places the organism in Eukaryota, Metazoa, Xenacoelomorpha, Acoela, Convolutidae. Gene Ontology annotation, cellular component: U6 snRNP; U12-type spliceosomal complex; spliceosomal tri-snRNP complex. Gene Ontology annotation, molecular function: RNA binding. Gene Ontology annotation, biological process: mRNA splicing, via spliceosome; nuclear-transcribed mRNA catabolic process. The record is from RefSeq and is a predicted model, not a curated record. The transcript is spliced from 2 exons.
UGAAAGAUUUUGAUAAUUUUCAGAUUGAUCUGGAAGUUUUUAUACUCGAGUGGCAUUGAAAUUUUCAGUUGCCAUCUUGACAGUUGUACUGCCCAUCUUUCCCAUUUUGCGACUUAAUCCCCUGAAAACUGAUCAGAUAUGAGCGGUGGUGGAGGAGGGGGAGGGGGAGGAGGAGGGGAGAAGAAAAAGCAGACUAUUCUUGACCUAUCCAAGUACAUGGACAAACACAUCCACGUCAAAUUCCAAGGAGGUCGGGAGGCAUCGGGAAUUUUAAAAGGCUACGACCAACUUCUAAACAUAGUAUUGGAUGAGUCAAUUGAGUUCAUGCGAGAUCCAGAUGAUCCCCAGAAACUGACCAAGGACACCAGAGCGUUGGGUCUGUCAGUAUGUCGAGGCACCUCUAUCCUAUGCAUAUGUCCACAAGACGGAAUGGAAGAAAUACCCAAUCCAUUCAUUCAGCAGGAGUGAAAAUCAAACUAUUUAUGAUGCUCUUUUUUUCUCGUCAAUGGAGAUGUUACUUCCAGUAGCUUUUUCUUGAAGUGAUAUAUUGUUUUUUUUUCUGAGACUUAAUGUUGAUCAUUGAUUAUUUCGUUGUUCUGACUUCCAGUUCAUGUUGAUAUGGCA